Messenger RNA from Engraulis encrasicolus (European anchovy), 1953 nucleotides. RefSeq names its product ATP-binding cassette sub-family C member 9-like. The transcript is spliced from 17 exons. Gene Ontology annotation, molecular function: ATP binding; ATP hydrolysis activity; ABC-type transporter activity. NCBI's taxonomy places the organism in Eukaryota, Metazoa, Chordata, Actinopteri, Clupeiformes, Engraulidae. Gene Ontology annotation, cellular component: membrane. Gene Ontology annotation, biological process: transmembrane transport. Bases 1 to 1953 code for a protein of 650 amino acids. The record is from RefSeq and is a predicted model, not a curated record.
AUGAUAAGAGGUGUGAUGCGCGGUAUUAACCUGAGCGGAGGCCAGAGACAGAGGAUCUGUGUGGCGAGAGCUCUCUAUCAACACACCAACAUCGUAUUCCUGGAUGACCCGUUCUCUGCGCUGGAUAUCCACCUGAGUGACCACCUGAUGCAGGAGGGGCUGCUGAAGUUCCUGCAGGACGACAAACGAACUGUAGUGCUGGUCACACACAAGCUGCAAUACCUGAUACACGCAGACUGGAUCAUUGCUAUGAAGGAGGGCCAUGUGUUGCGCGAGGGCACCCUAAAGGAUAUCCAGAAUAACGACGUGCAGCUGUACGAGCACUGGAAGACACUCAUGAACAGACAAGACUCCGAGCUGGAGAAGGAUACGGAGCUGGAGAGCCUGACAACCCUGGAGAGGAAAACACUGAGGAGGGCAUUCUACUCACGAGAGGCCAAAACACAACUAGACGAUGAGGACGAAGAGGAGGAAGAGGAGGAGGAAGAGGACGACAACUUGUCCACCACCACUAGUAGGCGCUCCAAGAUCCCCUGGAAGGUCUGCUGGCGAUACCUAUCCUCAGGUGGUUUCCUGAUGGUGUUACUGAUGGUGUUCUCUAAGCUCCUGAAGCAUUCCGUGAUGGUUGCUAUUGACUACUGGUUGGCCCACUGGACCUCCGUCAACAGAACCAGCGACGCCAGCGUAACCAACGGCAACAGCAGCGACACUGCCCCCGGCCUCACCGGAUUGGCCAACUUAACAGACGCCUUCUCUAAUGUGACUGGUUCCUAUGGCAACACCACUGCAGAGGCCUACUACAAUGAGCAUCGCUACUACUACGUGUCUGUGUUCAGUAUCCUGUGUGGGGCCGGUAUUGCCCUGUGUCUCAUCACGUCUCUGACUGUGGAGUUCCUUGGACUCACCGCCGCCACAAACCUGCAUCACAACCUGCUCAACAAGAUCAUACACGCACCGCUAAGAUUCUUUGAUGUCACCCCUCUGGGCCAGAUCCUGAAUAGAUUCUCAGCUGACACCAACAUCAUCGAUCAGCAUAUUCCUCCAACUCUGGAGUCGUUGACGAGGUCGACGCUGCUGUGCCUGUCUGCUAUCGGGGUCAUCGCCUUCGUGACCCCGGCCUUCCUGGUUGCCAUGCUCCCCAUCACCGUCUGCUUCUACUUCAUACAGAAGUACUUCCGGGUCGCCUCCAAGGAUCUGCAGGAUCUGGAUGACUCCACACAGCUUCCUCUUCUCUUCCACUUCUCAGAGACGGCCGAGGGACUCACCACCAUACGGGCCUUCAGGCAUGAGUCGCGCUUCAAGCAGCGAAUGCUGGAGCUGACGGACACCAACAACACGGCGUACCUCUUCCUCUCUGCUGCCAACCGGUGGCUGGAGGUCAGAACUGACUACCUGGGUGCCUGGAUCGUGCUGGCUGCAGCGGUGGCCUCCAUCAUUACGUUCCCGCUCCACAAAGACCAGCAGGUCAUCCAGGUGGGACUCGUAGGACUCGGACUCACUUACGCUCUCACGGUGACCAACUACCUGAACUGGGUGGUGCGUAACCUUGCCGACCUUGAGGUGCAGGUGGCGGCCGUGAAGAAGGUCAACAGCUUCCUGGGCAUCGAGUCCGAGAACUACGAGGGAACCAUGGGUGUGAAGGUGCCUGAAGACUGGCCACAGCAAGGAAAGAUCGAAAUUAAGGACUUGUGUGUUCGCUACGACCAGACGCUCAAACCCGUACUCAAACACGUCAACGCUCUCAUCAGCCCCGGCCAGAAGGUGGGCAUCUGUGGUCGAACAGGAAGUGGGAAGUCUUCCCUCUCACUCGCAUUCUUCAACCUGGUGGACGUCUUCCAAGGUGACAUCACUAUCGAUGGCAUCAAUAUCUGUGAGCUGCCUCUUCAGACUCUCAGGUCGCGACUCUCCAUCAUCCUUCAGGAUCCCGUACUCUUCAGCGGCACCAUACGGUAA